AUGGGCAAAGUCGUCGCUGCUGUGGGAUUGUCCCAUGCUCCUGGUGCCCUCGCCUUCCCCGAGACUGCUCAACCAGACGUCCGCCAGAGGACCGAAGAUGCAACUCGCUCGCUCGGCAUCUCACUUGAGUCGGCGCAACCCGAUGUGAUUGUCGCCUUCCUCGACGACCACUUCGAGAACUUUUUCCGCAACCUCUGCCCUUCAGUCAUCAUGGGUGUUGCCGACGAGCACGUCGGUCCAGCUGACCAAUGGAUGGAGACUCUCCGCAUUGACAAGAAGACCAUCUUUCCUGGUGCUCCCAUUCUGGCUGAGAAACUCUUAGACUCUCUCGUGGAGCAAGGGUACGAUGUCGCUCGGGCUGGACCUUGUGAGUAUGGCAACAACCUCUUGAUGCCGUGGAAAUUGAUGGGUGUCGAACAAUCUCUUGCCGGCGUCCCCAUCAUCCCCGUCUUUAUCAACGUCUUUACACCACCCCUUAUCUCAUACAAGCGGGCAUACAACCUCGGCGAAGCCGUUCGACACGGCAUCGAGACCGCUUGGCCCGAAGACACAAAAGUCGCCUUCCUAUGUACCGGUGGUCUAUCCCAUUGGCCUCCGUACUGGAACCCAAUUCAGGGCGGAGACCCGCCGACAGACCCUUUCCUGAAGCGUAUCAAGCGCUACCAAACCGAGGGGAAAUCAUACCUUAAGCAGGAUCCCCGCCUGUUCGUCGACUUUGACGAUUACGAAGUUGAAAUGGCCAAGAAGAACGAAUACCCUCUCAACUCGAAACAUCCCCUUGUGAACUGGGAUUGGGACCGGAUGUUCAUGCAGAAGUAUUCGGCUGGGGAUAUUGAAUGGAUGAAGAAGUUGACCUACGAAGAGGUCGAAGAAGAGGCCGGCCACGGUGGCCAUGAGGUGCUGAACUGGGUUGCUCUCCUGGGCGCCAUGAAAGGUGCCCCGAGCAAGAUGUUGUUGUAUGAGCCCGUGGUUGAGUGGAUUUGUGGCAUGGUCUACCAGGAUUUCUGUGUCACUGAGAAAUUCAACUGA
Capronia coronata CBS 617.96 is the source of this 1029-nucleotide messenger RNA. RefSeq names its product 2,3-dihydroxyphenylpropionate 1,2-dioxygenase. Bases 1 to 1029 code for a protein of 342 amino acids. Gene Ontology annotation, molecular function: oxidoreductase activity; ferrous iron binding. The record is from RefSeq and is a predicted model, not a curated record. Lineage: Eukaryota; Fungi; Ascomycota; Eurotiomycetes; Chaetothyriales; Herpotrichiellaceae. The transcript has a single exon.